Bemisia tabaci is the source of this 3699-nucleotide messenger RNA. RefSeq lists its product as uncharacterized. The record is from RefSeq and is a predicted model, not a curated record. NCBI's taxonomy places the organism in Eukaryota, Metazoa, Arthropoda, Insecta, Hemiptera, Aleyrodidae. Gene Ontology annotation, molecular function: nucleic acid binding; zinc ion binding.
GCCCGUAGUCGUGUUUGUGUGUGUGUGUAAUUUUCAGCUUUUCUGACCGCUAAACAGCUCACCUUCUAAAGUUUUUCUUUAUCAACUGUCUGACAUUUCAAUAACGACGUGUUACUCAACGUUUUCGGCGGGCUAAGUUUUAUUUAUCCAGAAAUUUUCUUCCUCGGAUGAAAUCAUCGGAAACCGGUUCUGAAACGUGUAAUCAUCUCUUGUCACACACUACCUUCAAGAGGAUUAUGGAGUAAUCAUUGCCCAAAUCUGCAUUGUGUGCGGUGAUGAUCAUAUUGUCAGUUAGACGAAUACGCAUCCAGUUCCCCCGCAAUUCCUUCACUAUUGCAGCUUAGAAGAAAUUGUCAAGGCUAUUUGCUGCCCUCAAACGUGGAUUUGCAUCCUCACAUCAACAACCUGCUGCAUAUAAGUGAUCGAUUUUCAUUCUUCUUCACACCAUGACGAUCGGUACUCCAAGCACAUACGCUGGCAACAGGAGUGGUGACUCGUCAGCCAAUGCGCAAUGUCAAAAAUGUCUGCAGCAAGGCCACUGGACGUAUGAAUGCACUGGGAAAAGAAAGUACUUGCAUAGGACGUCAAGAACAGCACAGUUGAAAAAGAGGAUUAAGGAAAUCGAAGCGAAAGCCAAUGGUGAAACAAUUGCGAAGGAUGUAAAACGCAAAGGUGGGAAGGAUAAGAAACGGCGAAAAAAGUCCUCAAGCAAACAUGCAUCCAGCAGUGGCUCAUCCUCAGAUGAUAGCAGCGAUUCGUCAUCAUCUGAUUCCGAUUCUUCAUCCUCAUCGAGUGAUUCUUCAACGUCGCUUUCCUCCUCAUCAUCUUCAUCAACGUCCUCAUUGAGUGACGAUGAUUGAUGCUGUGAUAAAUUAACUGGGAAUAAGGAAAGCAGAAAUUUAAAGAUUUGUAUAUAAUUCAAGGCAUUUUGGCUGGAGUAUUAUCCAGUGUUCGGUUUAAACCAUUCGGUUGAUAAGCUGAUCUCCCUCUCUUAUCCUUUUUGAACCUGCCUGAAACCUCUGUAAUUAAGUAUGCUCAUGGUAUCACUGCAGCUCAAACAGUACCACCCACCAUUAUGCCCUCGUAAAGGAAAAAGCGAAGUCUAGGUAUAUCUACCUAGCUCUCGUAGGACAACAGCCUGUACGGUCCAUCCAAUGAGAUUAUUUAGGUGUUUCGCUACACCAUAGAAUUAUUGUAAUAGCUAUCGAGUGAUUAUAUCAGGGUGGUCGUUUAUUUGAAUUUAAAAUCUCAAUAUUUAUGCAAGUAUAAGGCACAAAUCACACAUCCCGUAAAUAUGAAUACGCGAGAAAAAGAAUGAAAAAAUGAGUAAAACUAGGCUGAAAUAUUGAUACUUUCAAAAGGCAGGAUGUUUUGGGCCAACACAGACUCAUUUUCAGCUGCGGAAGCAUUAACAAAUUGAGUGGCAACCUGAUUCCAGUUGUUAUCACUCAACCAUGGACUCAAAACGUCCUGUCUUCUCAGUAUUUCAUUAUUUUAGUCUUAUUUUACCAAUUUUUUCAUUCUCACUCUCAUGAUAAGUAGGAAAGAAUUUUCUUAAAAUCACCCUUAAAUAUAUUAUCAUUAUGCAUCACCUAUUCUGACAGUAAAUUGGAAAUAGUGAUUUUAACUUCAGGGAAGAUUUUGAAAAUGUAUAUCCGAUGAAAGUAUUCUACACUUACUUAUCUGUAGACAGACAUUCAUACUCUUCAAAAAUAAGUAACCUGUCAGCUUAAAUUUACAAUUUAUUUAUUGUACUAAGUUUGUUUUGGGCCUAUUCUGAGGAUCAACUGGACUGCAUUUUGCAAUUUGGACCUAUAAAUUCUGGCUCUUCUGGAAAAACUCUUAUGUGCAUAGGUAAACUAAUGGCACAUACGUUGUUUUUAAACCGGGCUAGAAUCUAUAGGUCCGAAUUGCAGAAUACAGUCCAACUAUAGAAACAAAACAAAAAAUUGUUGGUUUUACUUUAGUUUCUUAGCUUAUUUUUACAUGUCACGAAAAAUGUGAGGAUUUUUCACGCUCCUUAAUGAAGAAAUGUGGUCUUAGUGCAUAUAUCAUUAACAGCCGCAAGUGAACUUCAAACUGUACAGCAUUUCAAAAAAGUUGUACUGAUUUUUAAGAAACCGAUUUGGGUAUCAAGACACUUAAAACCAAUAUACAUCAUGAAAAAAAGUGCUUUAACUGCAGUUUUUCUAAAAAUCUAAGAAGUACUCUCAGCUGAAAUGGCCUUGAAUUUUUUAACUUUUGUUCCAGAGAACUAUCGCCUGGCAACUUUUCUCAAUUUUCCUAUCAGGAGGAAAGUAUAAGUGAGGCGGCUUGUAUCAAAACCUGCAAUCUCCAUUGCGGUGUCUAAAAAUUUGGCUGCCAUUCUCUUUUAUUUUCAACAGAGCAAAUGAGUUUCUAUUUGCAUAUUUUUUUGAGAAUUGUCUACAUUUUAGCAAAAAAAUUACUACAGUAUUUCGAGCAAGAAGUCUCAUUGAUUGCUCCUUUUAAAAAAUUAAAAAAUCUGCCAAAUUUUUUGAUGUCUAAAUGAAGAUUGCAGGUUUCAAUACUAGGCACCUCUGGUUAAGAUUUUUAGACAUCUUAGUACCGAUAUAUUUAGCUGAGUUAUGUUUAAACUCAAGAAAGAGGCUCAUGAAUGUCAUUGAAGGUAAUCAAACAAUGUCCUUUAUGUUUGUACAAGAUUUUUACAUAAUGGGCCUGUUGCAAAUCUGCUAGAUCUGAACUAUUAGUUGUUUCUUAUGAAAAAAAUGGCUCAUAUAUCACGAUGUGCGCAUCAGCAAAGUCCAAAAUGCACUCUAACUUCACAAUCUGCUGAAGAAAUUCGUGUAUUUUUUAGCUUCCCGCUUAAGAAACGAUACUGCGGCACAGGUUUAUUACAACAUUUCCUUAAAGGAGUCGUUCCAUCUAACCCCUGCGCACUAGGAUGCUACGCAAUUUUUAACAUGUCUGACGCUUCCAUGCUCAAAGCUAGGGAUGCGCAAGGUCAAUCCAGGCUGAUCUUUUUCAAUGAGAGGAAAAUGUGAAUGUAAACAUGCCAGCUGGUAACAGAUGGUUAGAAUCUCGGCCUGUUACAUGUAAUUUGGCGGACUGACAUUGGCCAUGUUGAAUAUUGCAAAGCAUCCUAGUACACGGGGGUUGGAUGGAACUACUCCUCUAACGAAACAUUCACCUAUGCUGGAGUAUCGUUUUUGAAGUGGGAAGCUCGAAGAAACGCAAAUUUCUUGCGCAUAUUAUAAAGUUAGGAGUGUAUUCCAGACUUUCUCGAUUCGCUCAUCUUGAUUUUAAAGACAUUUCUAAAGAAACAACUCUUCUUUAUGUUCUAGCAAAAGUUUGCAACAGGCCCCUUUUUCAAAUCAUUUUGAAUCAGCAGAAGGCUACUUCAAAGUGGCAAUUUAAGCAAGUUUCUCUCUUGUGUUAGUGGCCUAUUCUAGGCAGAAUCAACUGAUUUUUCAUUUUUAUAAAUUAUUUCCCAUAAAUGCAUUGCACCUCUAAUCAUGUUUAGUGAUUGUAACCUAUUUGAAGUAAAUCUCAAACUCUUGUAUUUAAAUCUAAUCACAAAUUUUGAAGGCGCCACCUAAAUUUAAAUGGGAGGCUCCUAUUUGUUUCCUGAUUUCAUUUUGUAUUUAUAUCUUAAGAACAGUUAUCAUUAAAUAAUUGGAUAGUUAAUUCCAAGGGUUAAGUAAAAAUCCUAUCAUUUCA